CCGCUCCACAAGAACAAAUUAACCAAACACUUGUUGAGAGAGAGAGAGAGAUAGUUUAGAGAGAGAAAUAGAGAAAUGGAGAACUUCCCAGUUAUCAACUUGGAGAGCCUCAAUGGUGAGGGAAGAAAAGCUACAAUGGAGAAAAUCAAAGAUGCCUGUGAGAACUGGGGUUUCUUUGAGCUGGUGAGUCAUGGGAUUCCAACUGAGUUUUUGGACACAGUGGAGAGGCUGACAAAAGAGCACUACCGGCAGUGUUUGGAGCAAAAGUUCAAGGAGUUGGUGGCCAGCAAAGGCCUUGAGGCCGUUAAGACAGAAGUCAACGAUAUGGAUUGGGAAAGCACUUUCUACUUGCGCCAUCUUCCUCAAUCCAACAUCUCUCAGGUCCCAGAUCUCAAGGAUGAGUACAGGAAUGUGAUGAAGGAGUUUGCAUUGAAACUGGAGAAAUUAGCAGAGCAGCUGCUGGACUUGUUGUGUGAGAAUCUUGGACUGGAACAAGGGUACCUUAAGAAGGCAUUUUAUGGAACAAAUGGACCAACUUUUGGCACCAAGGUUAGCAACUACCCUCCAUGUCCCAACAAUGACAAGAUCAAGGGUCUCCGGGCCCACACCGAUGCCGGCGGCCUCAUCUUGCUCUUCCAGGAUGACAAGGUCAGUGGCCUCCAGCUCCUCAAGGACGGAGAGUGGGUUGAUGUGCCUCCCAUGCGCCACUCCCUUGUUAUCAACCUUGGUGACCAGCUUGAGGUGAUCACCAAUGGAAAAUACAAGAGUGUGGAGCACAGAGUGAUUGCCCAAACAGAUGGAACCAGAAUGUCAAUAGCUUCAUUCUACAACCCAAGCAGUGAUGCAGUGAUCUACCCAGCACCAACCAUAGUGGAGAAAAACGCAGAGGAGAAGAAUCAAGUGUACCCGAAAUUCGUGUUCGAAGACUACAUGAAGCACUAUGUUGGUGUCAAGUUCCAGGCCAAGGAACCCAGAUUUGAAGCUAUGAAAGCAGUGGAAGUUAAGACCAGUUUUGGUUUGGGUCCAGUUAAAACUACUGCUUGAAAGUGAUUAAGUACUUAUACUAGAAGCUGCUGGAAAAAGGGUUUUUAGCUUAAAGUACGGGCGUGUGUGAACAAAAUAUUUGGUUGAACUAGACUUCAAGAUCUCUGUCAAAAGAGACAAGUUUAUUUAUUAUUAAUGUGGAAAUCGUUGUAGAAUGUAACCAAAGUUAUCACUACUUUAGUGACUUGAAGAUUUGUUGGUAACUAAAUAAACAUUAUAUUAUCUGUUUUGCAUUGUA
This is a messenger RNA of Pyrus x bretschneideri (Chinese white pear), 1282 nucleotides long. Its product is annotated as 1-aminocyclopropane-1-carboxylate oxidase-like. Bases 76 to 1044 code for a protein of 322 amino acids. NCBI's taxonomy places the organism in Eukaryota, Viridiplantae, Streptophyta, Magnoliopsida, Rosales, Rosaceae. The transcript is spliced from 4 exons. The record is from RefSeq and is a predicted model, not a curated record.